Molecule: messenger RNA, 1143 nt
Organism: Microthlaspi erraticum
Lineage: Eukaryota; Viridiplantae; Streptophyta; Magnoliopsida; Brassicales; Brassicaceae
Source: the annotation of a GenBank genome assembly
AUGGUCUUGUCGAAAAGAUGGAGGUUUCUUUGGACGAUGCUUCCGAAACUUUAUUUUGAGUAUGGUUUGGAGCAUGGUUCUGAAAUGAAGCCUUCCGAGUAUGAGAAAUUUGCCAAGUAUGUGGACAGAUCAAUGGUAUUGAACAGAGCUCCGGUUCUAGAAGUGUUGAAGUUCGGCGUUGGUGCCUGUUGCAGCUCUGAAGAUUUGGUAACAUGGAUCAGAAUUGGAAUGGCUCGCCAUGUGCGUGAGCUUGAGAUUUCUGACUGGACAUAUGAUCGCGAUGACUCACUCUGCAAAAUCGUAUUACCAAAGGCUCUUUACACUUACGAGAAGCUCGAGGUCUUGAAACUCACUUACGUGACUGUCAUUGAUGUGCCUACCCAUGUUUUCUUGCCAUCCCUGAAAACAUUACACCUGGUGCAUGUAACGUAUGGAACCGAAACCGAAGUGGAUGAAUCUUACCAUAGGCUUUUAUCAGGCUGUCCUGUUCUUGAGGAGUUGGUGCUGGACUCAAGUGAUAAUAGGCAAUACUGUUUGCCAUCUCUCUCCGUUGAAAUGUCUGCCUUGCAAAGAUUAUCUAUAGUUCAAAGAUAUCAUCAAGGCCCGGCAGAAGAAGUAUACUCUACGUUUGUGUUCAAUGCCCCGUCUUUGAAGUACUUGAGCUUUGUUGAUCUUCUUGGUGACUUGUGUUUGUCUGGGAAUAUGCCUGAGUUGGUUGAGGCAAAUGUUUGUGUUUUUUACGAUAAUAACCCCGAGAAGCUGCUGGAAUCUCUUACAUCAGUCAAGCGCCUCUGCUUAUGUUUAUCCGUUUCAACGCUUCAGCGCCACAUUGGAUUUUAUCAUCUUCUUGAUUUAGAGCUAUGUGGAGUUUCUGAAAGGUGGGGGGAUCUACUUACUUUGAUGUUGGAACGCUCUCCUAAACUACAAGUUCUUAAGAUCUGGUGCAAGGAACACUAUUCAGCCGAACGCAUUGAAGGCGAGGAGAAGAAAAUAGUGGCGUACAUCUUGAAGAACGCACCACAGUUAAAGACUGCGGUUAUCUCUAGGUGGAGAUAUGGUACAGAGGAAGAGCGAUCUCAGACACUUAGUGAGUUGGUUUCUCUGCCUAGAGCUUCAAGCUCGUGCCAGCUUAUGUUUCAAUAA